AUGGUCAUGCUAAUCCACGCUUUGCGGGCUCUCCACGCUGAUGGAGGCGACUCCUCCAUCGCUCGCCGAUGGGAGUUUCGUGAAGAGUCCCCGGUUGAGGGUACCAAUCGUUCGCUCUUUAUUGCCAUGGGCGUGAUAUCCAUUCUAUCAUUGGGGUCUACGCUUGGCCUCUUGUCGUUCCUUACCUACCGAUUCAUUUACUGGCAGCGGUACUAUAAGCGUCCGCUUGCUCAGAACCAAUACGUCGUGCUUAUUUACAAUCUCCUGCUUGUCGACCUACAGCAAGCGAUUGCGUUCCUUAUCAGUUUGCACUGGGCCGCUCGUGGCAGUGUUCAUUUUGGAGAGACUGCCUGCUAUUUGCAAGGAUGGUGGAUCCAGACAGGCGACCCUGGAAGUGGUUUGUUCGUCUUGUCUAUUGCGCUACAUACGGGUGCCGUUGUACUGCGUGGUCGCCAAUUACCAUUCAAUACCUUUGUAUACUGUGUGAUCGCGCUAUGGAUGUUUAUUCUCAUCUUGGGAUUCAUCCCGGUUGGUCUAUAUGGUUCUAAGGUCUUUGUCAUUUCAGAGGCCAAUUGGUGCUGGUUGAGCCCGGAAAACGAAAACGAACGACUAUGGGGUCAUUACUUCUGGAUUUUCCUUUCCGAGUUCGGUACAGUCGUCCUCUAUAUGAUCAUGUUCUUCCACCUCCGACGCCGUAUGGCACAAGCGAAGAUGCUCCGCCGUGGCCAACAAGAAAGCUUGCACCGCCUGAACCGCGUUGUUAUCUACAUGGUCAUCUACCCACUCGUUUAUCUGGUCUUGUCACUACCACUUGCGGCAGGUCGUAUGGCAACCGCUCGCGGUAAAUCUCCCAGCAAGGCCUACUUCGCUGUUGCUGGCUCACUGAUGGCCCUGUCUGGCCUCAUGGAUGUCAUUGUCUACACCGUCACUCGCCGCCAUCUGAUCACCGAUACCGAGCACAGUACAACUGACCGCAACUACGACAACAACACCGACUCCCAAUGGCAGACGAACAUUACUACAACUGGUGGUGAGGGGACUCGCACCAAAAAGGGAGGAUUGCGGAUGGGGUCUCGACUGGGCUCGAAGUUCCGGCGGAGUAUGCCCACUGUUGACAAGGAGACUCGGAAUAGUCCAUUCGAGGACUCGACAGACGAUAUUGUCCAGAAGGAUUCUGUUGAAAUGUCCAACUUUGGUGGUGGUGUGUAUCAGGAGACCACCAUUGAGAUCUCUCAUGAGCCCGCAACGCCUGCAGAUACUAUGGAAGGGCGUUCGCGCCUGAGUGGCUAA
Molecule: messenger RNA, 1290 nt
Organism: Penicillium cataractarum
Lineage: Eukaryota; Fungi; Ascomycota; Eurotiomycetes; Eurotiales; Aspergillaceae
Gene: gprD
Product: protein gprD
Exons: 2
Coding region: 1-1290 (429 amino acids)
Biological process (GO): adenylate cyclase-activating G protein-coupled receptor signaling pathway
Cellular component (GO): plasma membrane
Molecular function (GO): G protein-coupled receptor activity
Source: RefSeq, a predicted model, not a curated record